Cyprinodon variegatus (sheepshead minnow) is the source of this 7656-nucleotide messenger RNA. It is a transcript of the gene adcy3, whose product is annotated as adenylate cyclase 3. Gene Ontology annotation, biological process: cAMP biosynthetic process; adenylate cyclase-activating G protein-coupled receptor signaling pathway; intracellular signal transduction. Gene Ontology annotation, molecular function: adenylate cyclase activity. The coding region runs from base 2263 to 5544 and encodes 1093 amino acids. The transcript is spliced from 21 exons. The record is from RefSeq and is a predicted model, not a curated record. Lineage: Eukaryota; Metazoa; Chordata; Actinopteri; Cyprinodontiformes; Cyprinodontidae. Gene Ontology annotation, cellular component: plasma membrane.
UCUGAUGUCAAACCCGGAAAGGGAAGAGCUGGUAAGGUUAGUGAGGAGCACACUGCUGGGGGAGAAAUGGCAGAAACAGGCUUAGGUGCCUUCUGUGUGGUGAAAUCCCUCUUCAGAAGUUCAGCAGCUGGUUUUGUGUUCGGGCAAGCUGCCUCAUUCUCAGUCCAUCCCUCUCUGACUGGAGACGUUACGCUACUGAACUCUGCCACUCGAGCCGCUGGACGUGCUGGUUCAACCGGUGUAGCAGUGGUGACGGCAUGCCUUGUGUUCACUUCAGCACUCCUGUCUCUUGGAGCCGGUUUUCUCCUCUGUGCCCUGGUACUGAAGCUGCUCACUAAGGCCGAAGUGAGCCUCCCAUGGCUGGUGGGCCCCAUAUUGGGGGCCUCAGUUGCCGCGGGCACAGUCGCCACCGGAGCGAUGGAGGGCAUCCUUCCAACAUGGACCUACAUUGUGGCUCAGGGCAUUCUGGUUCUUGUCGUGUACUCUUACUCCAACAUCAGUGACAUGACAACAGCUCUGUUAAUUAUCUUUACCACUCUGUACCUCAGUGUUAUAUUUGGAAAGUUAGGGGCCAUAUUCGGGUUCUUUUGUUUGGGAGUGACCAUCCUUGUUCUCUUUGCUCUACGACGAACUCUUACAAGAGGGUCUGUGCAAGAACAGAACUCUAAAAGUGGGUGCAAGUUGUUGGAGAGAAUCUUCUUCUAUUCUGUUUUUGUGGGGAUUUUGGGGUUUUUCGUUGGCUUAGGGGCAGGUGGGGCAGAAGAAGGCACUAAAGAACAGGUGGUAUUAAUGCUACAGUCAGUGGUUUGGGUCGUCUUUCUGUCAGCAGGGCUUCUAGGAGCUGGCCUAGGAACAGUGGCAAUAGUUUCACUUGGAUCAGAGUUUCCUGGGAAGCUUUCUGUCGGAGCUGCUGUAGUAACAUCAAUGGCCUUAAAAGGUGUUCUACUUUGGAGCGCCACUCUUGGGCCCAGAAGCUGUUUAGGAGCAACUUUAGGGGCAACCACAGCUGCAGGGGUGUCACUUGGUGCUGCAAGUGUGUCAGCAAAGCAAAGUUUUGGGUCCAGGAACUCGACCCUCGUACUUUUAGGUUCCGUUGUCAUUGGUGUACUCAUAGCCAUCAAGGUUCCCGGACUGACACCAACACAGCUAACAACUUCCGAACUCAUAACAGUGACAAUCACUGCUGUUGGGGCAUUCAUCCUGGGUGCACCAAAGAGCCCAUUCAACACUCAAGUGCAUCUGCGGCAGGGCCUUCUCACGGGGGGAGAUCUAAUUAAAGGAAUCGGCAUGGAGACGGUCACCGCAGCAGCAGCCCCUAUUGGAGCUGGAGCCCUGGGGGCCGCGGCGUUAGGCACGGCAGCUCUGGGGAUGCUGGGGACUGUAGGAGUUCUAGUGGCUAUAGGGUUGGCCUUGGGAAGCGCUCUCAGUGGAAUGUUAGGAAAAUCACCAUCGACAACCAACACACACAGAGACUGAAUGACAACUGAGUCUAAGUCCUUUUCUACUGCUGCAACCAAAUUCUUGAGUUCUGUUAGUAAUGGUUUGUACCAGCAAAGAUCAACUCUGUUAUGUUGAAUCAUGUUUUUUGUGCAUACAAAUGUGAUAUUUGUGUCAUUAAAACCUAUUGUUUUGUCCACCGGUAACCAAUGGUGUUUGUUUCCUUUUCAGAGAAUUAAUAAAACAAAUUUUUUUUUUGCCUUAUGUCGUAAAUUACCCCCACCCUUCUGUCUUUUUCUCAGUUCUGUGCACCAGCACAUUUCCCAUGACAUAACUGUGAGACUUUUGUGUCAUCUUAACAACAGUAACAGAGGAUUUGCUGUUUACCAUUGGGAGAGGUUGAGGUGGGAGGAAACAGAGGACUUAUCAGAGCACAGACAAGCCUCUGAGAAGUGUUUGUGGUUUUACAUACGAGUUUGUGAUGCCGUUAAACCAUUUUUAGACAUGCAAUACCCUCAAAUGGAUACCUGGACGUGGCUCCUUUCUACUUUAAAACUGAACAGGAUUUGGAUACUAAAGGAUGUCAUAUUUUCUCUAUGAAGUUUUAGGUGUGGAGGAAAAAUUAUAGUUCAAAUGAUCCUAAACGUCAUAAAAGGUAAGCACCUUUUAUGAUGAAUAGCUUUUUAAUACCAAUGGAACUAAUAUUUUUGAGAUUCAGUGUUUUUUAAACACUAGAUUGAAACUUUUGCCACUUUUCUAAUGAGUUUGACUGUCAUUUGGAAAUACCAUCACAUAAACCAAAUGGAUUACCUUUAAACAAACAGCAUGUCACUGGACCAGGCCAACACAGCAAACACAGAGCAGUCCACUGAGUGCUCUGCAGAGUAUUCAGGGCCAGCUCCCAGGGAUCCUGGUCGUAGUCGGGAUGUGGCCAUCCUACAGUCUGGCUGCUGCCGCUGCCUGCCGCGGGCAGUACGCCUCACUUUUACCCCUGAGUCUCUGGAGAGGCUUUAUCAGAAUUACUUUUGUCGGCAGAGAGAGGAGAACCUGCUGGUCUUAGUGUUAUUCGCAGCCCUCUUUAACAGCUUCAUCAUCAUCAUGUGUGCAGUGGUUUACACAGAGGACAAAAUGGCAAUGGUGGUGGUUGCAGCCGUGGGGUUGACAGCAGAUGUAGUUCUCUACCUGCUGUGCUGGUUUCAAAAACUCCCUACAUCACCUGUGGCACGAGGGGCAGUACCUUACGUGCUGUGGCUGAUGGUCACCAUCCAUGUUUUAUGUUACAUGGGACUGAACUACGAGCAGUACUCUGAUGCAAGUGACUCAGUGGGCUGGCAGGCUUUCUUCAGCUUCUCCAGCUUUCUGACCUUACCACUGAAUCUGGUUCCCCUCGUCCUGCUCACAACCCUCUCCUGUGGGAUACACACCCUGGUACUUGGGGUCACCGUGGCUCAGAGGUUUGGGGAUAAUCUUCAGGGGCCCAUGCUGGUGAGACAGCUGUUGGCCAAUGUGAUGCUGUACCUGUGCGCAGCCAUGGUGGGUGUGAUGUCAUUCUACAUGGCCGAUAGGAAGUACAGGACAGCAUUUUUGGAAGCUCGUCAGUCACUUCAGGUCAAACUAACUCUGGAGGAGCAGAGCACCCAGCAGGAGGAAUUAUUGCUGUCUAUCCUACCAAAGCAUAUUGCUGAUGAGAUGCUGCAGGGUAUGCAGAACCAGGCCAAUCAGAAUGAGGUCCAGCAGCAUCAGCAGUUCAAUACCAUGUACAUGUACCGCCAUGAAAAUGUCAGUAUACUCUUUGCAGACAUAGUCGGCUUCACCCAGUUAUCCUCAGCCUGUAGCGCCCAAGAGCUGGUAAAGCUGCUCAAUGAACUGUUUGCACGCUUCGAUAAACUGGCCUCACAACAUCACCAAUUACGAAUUAAGAUUCUCGGGGACUGCUACUACUGCAUCUGUGGGCUGCCAGACUUUAGGGAAGACCAUGCCGUUUGCUCCAUAAUGAUGGGCCUUGCAAUGGUGGAAGCUAUCUCGUAUGUGCGGGAAAAGACAAAAACCGACGUGGACAUGCGGGUGGGUGUCCACACAGGCACUGUGCUCGGUGGAGUGCUGGGUCAGAAACGCUGGCAGUUUGAUGUUUGGUCAACAGAUGUCACUGUGGCCAAUAAGAUGGAAUCUGGAGGAAUCCCUGGGAGAGUGCAUAUUUCCCAGAGUACCAAGGACAGUCUGCAUGGAGAGUUUGAGGUUGAACCUGGAAAUGGGGGAGAGAGGUGUGAGUACCUGUUAGAGAAAGGAAUUGACACUUACCUGAUUCUCAAACCUAAACAGGAAGCAAAUGGACUUAAUGGAACAACACCAGGUGAUCUGACCCACAGAAAUUCAGAUCAGGUGAUCAACACAACCAAAACUAAUGGGAACUCAGUCUCACACCAGUCAAUGUUGGCUAAUCCUAAUCAGGAGAGAAAUAAGAUGGCGGAUGAAAAAGCAAUCAACAGACGACUGCAGCAGGAGCUCCUGGACAGAGAGUCUCAGCAAAUAAUGAAGGAUCACCAAAUCAAUCCAGUUUCUCUGCGCUUUGUGGAUGGAAAGCUGGAGGAGCAUUAUUCCUCGGAGAAGGAGAAGAGAAGUGGAGCGGCCUUUAGCUGCUGUAUCAUCGUGCUCUUUUUCAUCACAGCAAUGGAAGUGUUUAUUGAUCCAUUGUUGGUUGUGAACUAUGUGACUCUUGCUGUCGGACAAUUGUUGUUACUAAUUCUCACAGUUUGCUCCUUGGCUGCAAUCUUUCCUAGGAUGUUCUCCAAGAGGUUGGUUUCUUUCUCGAUGUGGAUCGACCGUACGAGAUGGGCUCGGAACACCUGGGCCAUGGCUGCCAUAUUUGUGCUAACCAUGGCAGUAAUAGCUGACAUGCUCAGCUGUGUACCACCAUCACUGCGGCUCUUCAACAGUACCUUUGGCCCGAUGCUGGAGUCACUUGGAGACCGGGGAUGUGCAGAAAACCCAAAAUAUUACAGCUUCAUGGCAGUGAUGUCCCUUAUUGCAACGGCCAUGUUGGUGCAGGUCAGCCAUCUGAUCAAACUGGGCCUCAUGGUGCUAGUUGUCACAGCAACUGGAGCUGUUAAUAUUUACAGCUGGCGGGACAUUUAUGACCUGUAUGAUUUUAUACAGUUUGCCUCCUACAGAACAUCCAUGGUACCAUCAAAGUAUCUCAUGACAAUGAUGAUUAUCGUCAUGAUGAUAAGCUUUUAUUUCUUUGCUCGUCAUCUGGAGCGUCAGUCCAGGAAAUUAUUCCUGUGGAAGAUUGGGGUCCAUGACCAGAAGGAGCGAGUCUUUGAGAUGAGGCGCUGGAACGAGGCACUGGUGACCAACAUGCUGCCAGAGCAUGUGGCUAAACAUUUUCUUGGCACUAAACUAAGAGAUGAGGAGCUGUACAGUCAUUCUUACGAUGAAAUUGGUGUGAUGUUUGCCUCCAUUCCAAAUUUUUCUGACUUCUACACUGAAGAAAGCAUUAACAAUGGUGGCAUUGAGUGUCUAAGGAUCCUCAAUGAGAUCAUCUCAGACUUCGACAGUUUAUUGGACCGAGAUGAGUUCAGGUGUAUCACAAAGAUCAAGACGAUCGGAAGCACAUACAUGGCUGCCUCUGGACUAACCCCAGAGAGUAACACCAAUGGAUAUGGCAGCCGAAAGCCAGAAGAGCAGUCCAUCAUUGAACGCUGGCAGCACCUGGCUGACCUUGCAGACUUCGCCCUGGCCAUGAAGGUCACCCUUGAUAACCUCAACAAUCAGUCCUUCAACAACUUCAUGCUAAGGAUUGGUUUGAAUAAAGGAGCUGUUCUGGCAGGAGUAAUUGGAGCCCGUAAACCUCAUUAUGAUAUCUGGGGUAACACAGUGAAUGUGGCCAGCAGAAUGGAGUCAACUGGAGUGAUGGGGAACAUACAGGUGGUGGAGGACUGCUAUGACAUCCUGAAGGAGUAUGGCUUUCGCUUUAUCCGAAGAGGGCCCAUAUUUGUCAAAGGAAAAGGGGAGCUGCUUACCUUUUUUAUGAAAGGGAAAGACAAGUCCAGCUGCAAAGCCGGUCUAGGAACCACUGAUCUCCCACACCAAGUUGAGGACCUUUCCUGAUUUUUUUUUUUCCCAUGUCAAUAUUUCAAUGGGCUCUUUGCACAACUCCACUACUUCCUGAACUUAAGGUGGGUAUUUUGUUUCCUAUUUUAUUUCUACUGGAUGAACUGAUUAAUACAGAUGCGCCUGACCUCAGUAAACAUGGACAGACAGUCCUGGAUUAAUCAGUUCAUCCAGUAAUGAAAGACAGGAAACAAAAAAGCUGACUUAGAUUCAGGAAUAAGUCGAGUUUUGCAUAGAGCACAUUAACGUGCAAACAGAUUUUAAGGACAAUAUUAGCUUUGCUCCAUUUUUCUUUUAUUUUUUUUCAGCUUUCACAACAGAAAAGUAGGACUAUAUAGACAAACAAACUCAAAUGCUCUUUCACAAUUAUCAUAACUUUUAGAAAACAAAAGCAAGUUUUGUAAAGGGGUUCACAUUUCAAUAUCUUUCAAAGUGUCAAAAAUGACGACAUUUGAACAACCAAAACAGCCUUUUUCUUCGUAAACAGUUCAGGUGACAUACUCAAACACAUGAUACAGUAUUUUGGUUGUCUUUUAUUUGAAAUGAAUUGUCCAAACAACAAACAAGUUGCAAGGAAAACAUAAACAAGCAUGGAAAUGCGUGGCAAAUUUCAAUCCAUAUCACGAAGUAAGAAUCGUUUUGUUCAGGGGGUGAUCAUAAAGCCCAUCUUACUCUCACUGAUGACAUAAAUUCCCUUUUAUUCUUUUUAUUUGUUGAUAUUGAAGUGUGUGAUAUCAUCAUAGCCCAUAUUUAAGUCUAAAGCUUUUAAAUAUGGGCUAUCUAAGCAUAUAAGGGGAAAUGUGCAUCUGACCUUAUAGUCUCAUGGAUGUGUAUAACAAACAUGUAACAUACUGUAUUUAACCUUGAGCUCAGAUUUAUAAGAAAAUUAUAACAGUCAGGCUAACCUUGUUGCAUUUAUACUUUUAAUAAAAUAUGUUAAGUCUAUGUGUUUCAGAAUUUUUUUUUCUGUUGGAUUGUCACUUCUGUUCAUGCCAUGUACAUUGGCAGUUGUCACCUCGCAAAAGCAAAUAUUUUAGCAGAAGUGAUUGCUUUUUAUUUUUUUAAUUGUUCAUUUACUAAGCUUCUUUUUAUCAAAAUAGAUAUAUACAGAAUUAGGGGGGUCUCAAUCUGAUGUUGAUAUCAUAAAUCGGUCCAAUAGCAGCCAAGGAAUGAAUAUCGGAAUAUAUCUGCCUUCCUCUAAAAUCUCCAAUAUUGUUUAAAGUUUAUGUUCUUUUACCUGAUGUUAAAUAUUCUUCUCUGUUUGACUUGAGCAAGCUUAUCUAUCAUUCCAUACAAGAAAAUAUUGAUAAAAGUAUGUAUGAUUUCAUGCUGAUAUCGUAUCGGGUUAAUAUCAAUAUUGGUAAAUUCCUAAACAUGCAAUAUCGAUAUCAUAUCGGAAAUGAAAAAGUUGUAUCAUGGACCAUCCUAUACAGAGUCAAAACUCCAGUCCAGGGAUAGAUAGAUAGAUAUAAAGAGCAAUAAAUUAUAGGUGGGGCAGUUAAUCUACAAAUAAUGACUCUUGUACCCAGAAAUAAUAAAUUAUUCUCAAAAAAAAUCUAAAAUGGAAAAGUAAACAUAAAUCCCAUGCAGGUGUAAAUUAUUCAACAGUUUUUCUGGUGUGAUUAACUAUAAAUAAAAGAGAUAAGAAUUUUACCUGGUGGUUCUUGGUUAAGAAAUUGUCAUAAGGUUUUUGGCAAAGACAAGUUUAAAAAUUUGAGUUUUGGGGAAAAUAUAUCUUAUUAACAUCUGCUUAACAAUGUUAAUUUGUUCUAUUUAAAGAGAUUUUUCAAAUGGUUAAAUUUUAACUUGGUAAACUUAACAAGUUAUUUUAAAUUCAAUGGCCGUAAAUGUAUGGCCACAAACUUUAUCUAACAAGUAGUGAAUUAAUCAAGCUGUAUUGAUCUACUGAAGUUUAUCUAAAAAGUUUAAUGGGGACAAUGUACCCUUGAAACCUGAUUUAUAUUGUAGUGAUGUGGAGGUUAAGCUGUGAAUUAGGUGUUUGCACAUAAAUACCAUUUGGAUUUUAGAAUUUAAAUAAAAAAUUUUAAGGCAUUACGUUAAAAUUAUAUAGGCGUGAUACCAGACAUCGCUACUGCCAUCAGUUCCAAU